AUGUCGGGAGUACUCAAAGAGGACGGAUUGGAGAUAGCGCACGUGGAAGACGACCGGGGCGUUCAGGGAGAAGCAGCGAUCAUCGACGUCGACGACCGCGAGGAGUACUUUGUCAAACCGCUCUACACGUACUACUGCACCUGUGGAGAGGUUCGAAUUUUGACCUUCCCUUCUUAAAACUUGAAAAUGUCUUCCAGAUGGCGAUGAUCAGUGACACUCUAAUCAAUCGGAUGCCGAAAAGAGCGAGAGACGGCGCGAGAGUGAUUGCUCCGGAGAGAACGACGGCGAAGACGUUCGCAAAGCAGGGCGACACCGUGUACAUCAAAAGAACUAUUGGACUGGAGCAGCAGUACCGGAAAGUGUGCAAGAAGUGCGCCGUUCCGCUGUUUUAUCAGCAUCCGUCCGCCCUUUCUCGCAUUUUCAUCUUCGCCGACGCGUUGCUCUCCGCCAAAGAAGUCGGUGGAUUCAGUGGAAAUAACGAGGAGCAGAGAGCCAAAAAAGUGAUUAUGAAGAGAAAUGUGAAGAAUCAAGGAAAGAUCGGAAGUGUGACGGUGUCGACGAUGGAAGGAGAAGAAGAGGAGGAGAUGGAAGCGGUAAGUGUUCUCCGGUAUUUUAGAGGGGAAAGUGAGUCAUUUUCAGAGAGAAACCGCCGAAUCGUACACAAUGAACGCGAGAAUCGUGCACGACGCCCUGAAGCGCAAAGGAAUGGCGGGCAAAUUCGCAGUCCCCGAGCCGCCUUCCUCUGUCAUCCCGGCCACCCCGGACACGAAACGAAAGAGAGGAACUCUUUUUUAA
Molecule: messenger RNA, 795 nt
Organism: Caenorhabditis sp. 36 PRJEB53466
Lineage: Eukaryota; Metazoa; Nematoda; Chromadorea; Rhabditida; Rhabditidae
Source: the annotation of a GenBank genome assembly